Kickxella alabastrina is the source of this 454-nucleotide messenger RNA. RefSeq lists its product as uncharacterized. NCBI's taxonomy places the organism in Eukaryota, Fungi, Kickxellomycota, Kickxellomycetes, Kickxellales, Kickxellaceae. The transcript has a single exon. The record is from RefSeq and is a predicted model, not a curated record. The coding region runs from base 46 to 405 and encodes 119 amino acids.
CUUCAACCCCCCUGCCACACCUUUUCCCCCUUCCCCCCAACUUUUAUGACUGGUCAGCCCUCUUCCAACUUGGCCACAAUUGUUUUUCCAUUUUUCCAUUUUUGCGUUGUUUGUUUUACUCACACUAUUACGCCUGUUUAUUUUAUAUUUUUCAUUCCUUGUACGCAUUUAAUACCUUUUUUCGUUGCUCAUUUGUAUUAUUCACCGCACAGCUUUCGAGUAAAAGAGAAGCCCGAGUCAGACAGCAGCUACACAUAUACGCAGAAGAUCGGUUCAGGAAACGCAGGAAACAAUACUUACGGGGCCAUUCAGCUAUUGCAUAUUCACACAGUAAAAAAAAAAAGCAGGGCUAGCAUUCUCCUGUUUCGACAGUCAAACACAGCCAGCAGAGGUUACCAUAAAUGAUCUCACCGUCAGAGCUACGGACGGUCAUUGACGAUAUAAAGCAAGUUGC